AUGCACAGCGACAGGAAAGAAAUCCAAGGGAGCAAAAAGCGUACACCGCUUCCAACCGAGGGACCACCAGGACGAAAAGGCACGUGGGAGGCGCGGGAUGAAAACGCAGAAGCACGCAAGGCAGGAAGAGCCGGCCGGAGGGACCCGCGGCUGGGGCAGGGGCGGUGGAGAGCGCCGGGCGAGCGCAGCGCCGCGGUCCCUCGCCUCCCAGAUAGCGCCCAGCACCGCCGUCCCCACCGACCUUCAGCGGGGCCCGGGGCCGGGUUUCGGCCGCGAGCAGCCGGGACGCGGGCAGCAGCGGGCGAGCGCGGGACGGGGAGAAGGAGGCCUCUUCCUGCCUGGCCCCUGGGAAAGAGGGACGGAGGGAGGGUCGCGGGUGUCUGCAGCCGGGGGAGCCGGAGAGGAGGGUUACGGGCUUACCUCUCGCCGGGCUUGGCCUCUUCCCUCGCCCGUCGGACAGAGGAGCUCGUCGUCCAGCUGGAAGAAGAAAGCCCUACCCGGGUCAGCACCAUCCCGUCCGGGGCCCCCUCACUUCGCCAUCGCAGCAACCGCAACCACCGCAACCGCCGCAACCGAGCAGCCUGCUCGUCACCGCCGCUCCGCGACUGGCCCAGCGCCACUAACGAGCAUGCGCAGUCGCCCCACUCCCGAGGGAUCCCGGGCCAGCCGGCUCUACCUGCGAUCAACAGCGCUAUCCUGCCGUCUCCUGUAGAGAGCCCGGUCCCUACCCUACCAAGUUUGCACAGUAGGGAAAGGAAGCCGCGGAGCAUCCGCGCUGGCUCGGGACAGCGGCCUUUGGAGACCAGGACCGAAUUGCGUUUUGGCGAAAUGUGGGUGCUGAUCCAGUUGCUUCUCGGUUGUGACGCCCGGAAGGGCGAAAGAGGAUUGAGGAAGUGAGCCUCUAGCUCUUAAACUCCAUUAACACAAGGCCUUGAAGGCUAGUCCUUUAUUGAUCUUUUAUUUCACUUGUUGGGACUCAAAACAAAAAAUACUGGGACUUUGACAUGCCGACAGGUCUUGAGAACCUUCAGAAUUAGGUGCCUCUGACCUUUGCUUUUCGCAUUCAAGCGUGAGGAGAGGCUUUCUGAAAAUAUUUUUUGCCCAAAGACAAGACCUGCUGAAGAAGAAACGAUCACCUGUGGUCUCCUUCCCACUCACUCCAACGCCCCCGAGCUUUUAAUAACUAAACUCACAUCACUGAAAGAAAGACACACCUGGAAGUCUGUCAACACACUGGACUCACCUGUCCGUUCUGCGGGCAGAUUCACAAACCAUUAAGUUUCCCUAAAAAUCAUUUACUAUGCCCCUCAAAACUGUCUAAAUUCCUCAUCUUCCCCUGCUCCAUAAAAAUGGGGUAUAUAAUAACUUAUGAAUAAUUGUGAUAGUGUAUAAUCGCUCGUAUAUUUUCCCCGUGCUGUGAUUUGUCCCUUUUACAUGUUAAUAAAUUUGUAUACCUUU
This is a messenger RNA of Oryctolagus cuniculus (rabbit), 1458 nucleotides long. Lineage: Eukaryota; Metazoa; Chordata; Mammalia; Lagomorpha; Leporidae. The record is from RefSeq and is a predicted model, not a curated record.